AUUCAUAUGGCACCUGAACGCAGCAGUGCUCCAGGCUAACAUUAGCUCUUCGUGCAGUGCUAUGACUUAAGGAAGACUAAAGGUAAUGCGACUUUUGAUAUAAAUGUGGUUGCUUUUAGUAAAAUAACCCUACGGGAAAUUUCACGGACACUAUUUGGAUCUCACAUAAGUCUGACUGUGCUGUAUUUAAAUCAGUGAGACCUCUCGGAGACAUGGAAAUUAGGAGCUCUUCACUUGUAGCUCAGUUCGUGCUAGCUGUGUUGCUAGCUUCCCCACACUCUGCUCUGUUUGUUUAAUAGGAGAACCCACUGAGCAACAGCAACGUCAGCUAGUUCAUGCAAAGUUAUCGAGACAGAAAAUAAUACUAUCAUUGUCUUUUUUGUACGUGUAGUGUCAGUUUUGAUGCUUAAAAUUUCACCAGAAGGAUGUUGUGCCAAACUUGACAGACAUCCUGGGCCAAAGUCCGUGAAUGUUGGGUCUCCUACGAACAGGUGCACUAAAGAAAGGCCAGGUGUUAUGCACGAUUUGGUAUCCCAACCUCAAAACCUCUGCCUUAAAUUGUCUGUACACACUGUAAAUGCAACGUCCAUUUUAGAUAGUGACAGUAACAGAGGUGUAGUAGUGUUCAUGCAGCAAACUCAUAUAUUCUCAUUUUAAUGACAUUAAGUCCUGUGUCAGUUUUAAAGAGUGUCAUGAUUAAUGAAACAACUUUGGAAAUUACACUGUCUCUAGUGAAGUAGUUUUUAACUUGCUGAUUUUUCAACAAUGUGUCUAUUCCUGCACUGAUCCAGGGUUAGGGCUGGGAGAUAUGGGGGAAAAAAUUAUCACAAUAUGUUUUUUUCAGUCAACAUCGAUAUAUAUCACGAUAUAAAAAAUGAAGUUUAACAGUGCGUAUUGGUAGCAUGUCUUUUGCACUACAAUAAGCUACUGCAUCUGUGAGGUGUUUGUGUCUCUUUGGCGUUUUGUCGUAAGGAGUUGUGCGAGAGAAAACAGACAAUGGUCGGCUGCACAGGCGCCAUGGGCUCCUUGCGCCGCUCGGGGUUAGUAACCUUUUGCAUUGCGUGUGCUCUGCCGCGUGGCGCUGCUUCAGGUGGUGAAAAAGAUUUGAGGUAUUCCCCGACUUUGCGAGAACAUGUACUCAACAUAAUUUGCAGUUCACAUAACUCUGCUUCAUGUCCGACCUCGAAAACCAAAAUACCUCCACACCACUGACAUUUUCGUGACAGUGUUGACAAUGUCCUCAUCUGUUGAGCCUUCAUCUGUAUUUCUGUUGGGGGUAGCACUCAUUUUCUUUUUCUCUCACGGACAGUGCUGUCGUCAGCACGUUUUAAAGUGCUAUGGUUGCAUGUAGCUGCAGCACGCUACUAUGUAGUUGUUUGCUACUUGGUUCUAAUUCAGCACAUGAUUGGUUCAGCACAUAACUCCCCUUUUCUUUGGCUAUUUGUAUCCCAAAACAUGGCAGUAUGCAGACUACAGAAAAGCAUAUUGAUCAUGUUUUAAAUCGAUAUCGAGGGAAAUUAAUUUUUGUUAUAUAUUGUUAUUGUUUUAUCGACCAGCCCUAUCCAGGGUCAUGAGUAGCCUCUUCAUUAUGUUGUAUCAAUAACAGCUUCCCUUGACGUCGGUCUUCACUUUUAUUCCCAAGGCUCAUUUUCACAGUUCUCACCUGUGUGCUCUCUUAUCACUUGUGUCCACAGUGCUGGGAAUGCAGCCCCCGCUCCCACCUGAGGCGGUCAGAGAGCUGGUGUGCUCCUGUCUGCACAGAGACCCCGUAGCAGCCGACCUGCGAUGUAGCCUGUUUGUCGCUGCUGCACAGAACUACAAGAGGGACUCUCUGCUCAGACCCUUCCCUCCUAGAUACAUAAGUGGGGACAAUAAGGAUUUUGAUGAGCUGGUAAUUUAUACUGUCAAUCACACAUUUAUUACUGUCUUUAUUAUGGAUGUUAAAAAAAACAAACUAUUUAAUGUAGUGGGCGAAUACAAGAAAAAAAUAUUUUUUACUUGUGUGGAUAAAACAAAUGCCCUCAACAUAGUGAAGACACUCGGUACAUACACCUGGUGGCAGUGUUGGGCUGUUAUGAAUGUCAGUAAAAUGAUGAACAAGUCUAGAAGACAAUGAUGGGCAGUAAGUUAAACAAAAGGACAGCCUUGCAAAUAGUUUAAGAGGUAAAUGUUUAAGCUUUAUGGAUUUUUCACCCACUUUUGAUUCAUUAGCUGAUUCAUGUAUCAAACUCACUGAAAUUUUAAUAUCUCUUCUUCAAUACAUCUUACUCAAUGAUCUUAGUUGUUUCAUCCAAAAUGUCAAAACUAAAGAUAUCAGGAUAAAGUCACAGAUUGGUAUUUGGGUUCCUGUUUGCCCUCUCAUAAUGACCAAAUGCUGUUUUAAAUUGGUGUUGACAUAAUUGCAGUGGCACAAAGACAGAAAUGAUUCAUCUCUUUUGGGAGAGAAAGGGAAGAUAAGGUGUGCAUAAUGAACAGGUCUGACUCCAGUUUGAUAAUUAUGAGUUACUUUUCUUCAAUAGUUGGCAGAUGUGAACUCUUUGCCCGGGGUGAGAGAGCUGGUGAGACUACAACCCAGAGAGGGGGAUCAUCAUCUGGCUCUCACACACUGGAUUCUCCUAUCAAAGAGUUUUGCUGUGAAGACACUGCAGAAAGAAGAGGUAAAUACCUUGAAGUAGAAAUACAGAAACCACAAAACCAGCCUGUUGCUUCAUGGUUUACAGUGUAAUUCUGUCAUCUCUACCAGUACAGCAAACUCUGUGACCUGACAGAAAAUGAAGGGGUUUCUGCACCUGUGCCAGACUUCCUUUUUGAACUGGAGUAUUGUGAUCAGAUGAACACCAGGUUUGAGAAGACAAGAGCAGGCAGAGACGUUUUCUAUGCAUUUCAUGGGAGCCGACUGGAGAACUUUCACUCCAUCAUUCACAACGGGCUUCACUGUCACCUUAACAAGGUUAGUUCAAUCAUUAAUUCUGCACCUUCACUUGUGAUAUUUGAUUGUGUCUGGACUCUGCAGAGCUGUGAAAGUACAGAUAUUUAGAGAAACCACAAAAUGAUCUGGUGUCUUCUCUACAUGUUGUGUGCAGAACUCAGUGUUUGGAGAGGGGACCUACCUCACCAGUGACCUCAGCAUGGCUGUGCUCUACAGUCCCCACAGCAGUGGCUGGAGAGAAAGCCUUCUGGGUCCACUGCUCAGCUGUGUUGCCUUGUGUGAAGUCAUCGAUCACCCAGAUGUGAAGUGCCAGGUGAAGAAAAAAGGUGCGUCAACAACAGUGGGGCUCAAAGAUGUUUUAUACAACAACACAUGUGUUUUAUUUACUUUAAAUCCCGCUAAUAAUUUCUCAUUUCAGAUUCUGAAAUUAUUGACCGUCAACGCUCAAGAGCGAAGAACAGUGAAGGAGGAGAAGUACCACAGAAGUACUUUGUUGUAACCAACAAUCAGCUCUUGCGAGUCAAAUACCUGCUGGUUUACUCUCAGAGGAGGCACCUGUCCAGGUGAGGCUCGCUGCUUUGCAGAUCCGUUUUGAGAAAAGUAUGUUAAACUGUGUAUUUAUAAGCCGUGUGAAAGAAACUCAAACAUAAUGAAGAGAAGCUUGGCACAGUUUGAGAACAAUGAGUAGUCUCACUCAUCUUACUCAUAGGCUCAAAAACAAACUUAAUAAAAUGAUGGAAUUGAAUUGUCAUUUUCUUUGUCUAAAAUACUGGAUCUAAACUUUAAUAUAUAAAACAGUGUAAAUUCCUUGUUUGUUUUUUUGUCAACAUGAUAACUGAGGACAUUUUGACUGGUGCUGGUGAACAAACUUCAUGUCCGGUGUUUUUUUUUUUUUUCUUUUUUUUUUUUCAGACAUUCCCGCAGCUCCUCCUGGCUGCUCAGACACCACUUUGCCAUCAUGAUGAGUCUCUACCUUCUGCUGCUCAUAUUUAUCGGUGCCUUUAACUCAACCGCCUUCAUGUCCUUUUGGAACAGACUUUUCAGGUGACAAGACAGCAUGACAGACAGCCUGGAUGUUCAUAAAUUACUGUGCCUUCCUGAUCAGAGACUGACUGGAGGCCCGAGCAAAGAAAAAGUUUUAUGCACCUUUAGACGGUUUUCCUCUACAAUCCUACUUUUUAUUCUUUGUACAAAUUUCUUUUCUUUUAUUCUUAAAUAACGUAUCUUUUUAGCGGUUACACUUUCAUGCGUUCAUUUUGUUCAAAUGGGAAAUAUGACCAUUCUGCAUUCAACAAUGUUACGCAGUGUUUCAUCUGUAAUUUGUGUGGUUUAGUAAACAUCCUGAUUUGUAAAUGAGCUCUGUCGCUGUUUGUUUUUCAUCUUUAGAGGCCACAGUCUCACUAACCAAAAGAAGAUAGAUGAGUUAUGAAAUAUCAACUCAUUAAUCAAAGUCAGCAGUGAAGUGUUCAUAUCCUCCUCUGAAG
Molecule: messenger RNA, 4413 nt
Organism: Xyrichtys novacula (pearly razorfish)
Lineage: Eukaryota; Metazoa; Chordata; Actinopteri; Labriformes; Labridae
Source: the annotation of a GenBank genome assembly